Molecule: messenger RNA, 1002 nt
Organism: Pipistrellus kuhlii (Kuhl's pipistrelle)
Lineage: Eukaryota; Metazoa; Chordata; Mammalia; Chiroptera; Vespertilionidae
Gene: SMCO2
Product: single-pass membrane protein with coiled-coil domains 2
Exons: 7
Coding region: 80-940 (286 amino acids)
Source: RefSeq, a predicted model, not a curated record
UGGGUAGGCUAGAGGGACCACCACCUGUUGUGAUAGCCCUUCUGUUCUGCUUUGCUUCUUUCAUGAUCACUAUCAGGAUAUGUUGGAGCUGGAGGCUGAGCGUGACGAGGACCUGCAGAGUAAACAGGAUGAGCAAGAAGCACAUGAUGCUAAGCAUGAAGACCCUCAACUGUCCACAUCUUGGCAGUUUUCAGAGAACAUCCCUAAACUGAAUCAGGAGAACAUGUUUUUCCAGCUAAACCACUGGAAUACACAGAUGGGUCUACAAGUGAAAGAACUCGGAGAUGAUCACAUGGGCUGGAUGAAGAAAAUUAACGGUAUUAUACAAAAGGUAUCCCUAUCAGAAAGCACAGUGAAGAGCUUAUUAAGUGAGGUGAUGUCCUUGGAGGGCCAAGUUGAAAAGCUGGAGUCACACCAGGGCCUUGACCCUGACAACGGGGAAAACAUCAAGGAGAAGAUUGUGGAAAUUAAAAAGCAACUAGGAGAAAUGGAUAACAAAUUUGUCCAGGUUGAUGCUUGUAAUGAAGCUCAUGAAUUAAAGGAGAAACUUGUUGCAAAAAUAGAGAACUUCUGCAAGGACAUGACUGUGAUGAAUAAAAGACUGGGGAUGUACCCAUUGAAAGAAGAGCACACGGACUCUCGGAAUCCUGAGGAAAUGGGUGGGGAAGAAAUAGAGCAGCUGCUUCUUCAUGCUCUCCCGACCCCUUCGGUGCAAAACUCCGCUCCUCGCUGUACCUUGUGGAAACGUGCACUGAGGAUUUUCAUCCUAUUUUAUGCCCUCACCUUCACUGCACUUUCGUGUUACAUAUUAUUUUUUGACGCCACGUUUAUCUUUGAAAAGGCGCUCCCUACAAUGCUUGGGCGCCGCAGAAUGUGGGAACUGCGGGAGAUUAUUGUGCCUUUCUUAAAUCUGGAAGUGGAAGACUUGUUGCCCUCCUAAAGACACAGAAGUUGCUGUUACACUACUCACUUCCUCCCCAAUAAAAUUCUGGCUGUUCUUGU